Neofelis nebulosa (Clouded leopard) is the source of this 585-nucleotide messenger RNA. RefSeq names its product interferon alpha-like. Gene Ontology annotation, cellular component: extracellular region. The transcript has a single exon. Gene Ontology annotation, molecular function: type I interferon receptor binding; cytokine activity. The record is from RefSeq and is a predicted model, not a curated record. Bases 16 to 585 code for a protein of 189 amino acids. Gene Ontology annotation, biological process: natural killer cell activation involved in immune response; humoral immune response; response to exogenous dsRNA. Lineage: Eukaryota; Metazoa; Chordata; Mammalia; Carnivora; Felidae.
UCUGCAAGAUCCCCGAUGGCGCUGCCGUCUUCCUUCUUGGUGGCCCUGGUGGCGCUGGGCUGCAACUCCGUCUGCUCUCUGGGCUGUGACCUGCCUCAGACCCACGGCCUGCUGAACAGGAGGGCCUUGACGCUCCUGGGACAAAUGAGGAGACUCCCUGCCAGCUCCUGCCAGAAGGACAGAAAUGACUUCGCCUUCCCCCAGGACGUGUUUGGUGGAGACCAGUGCCACAAGGCCCAAGCCCUCUCUGUGGUGCACGUGACGGACCAGAAGAUCUUCCACUUCUUCUGCACAGAGGCGUCCUCGUCUGCUGCUUGGAACACCACCCUCCUGGAGGAAUUCUGCACGGGACUUGAUCGGCAGCUGACCCGCCUGGAAGCCUGUGUCAUGCAGGAGGUGGGGGAGGGAGAGGCUCCCCUCACGAACGAGGACUCCAUCCUGAGGAACUACUUCCAAAGACUCUCCCUCUACCUGCAAGAGAAGAAAUACAGCCCUUGUGCCUGGGAGAUCGUCAGAGCAGAAAUCAUGAGGUCCUUGUAUUAUUCAUCAACAGCCUUGCAGAAAAGAUUAAGGAGCGAGAAAUGA